GAUUUUAGCAUUGAAAAAUAAAAAUCACUAAGAGAACAGACAUAUGGAAUUAAUGUGAAUUUUGCAUGUCAUAGUCUUGUUGACUUUAUUAUUAAAAGUGAGCUUAAAAAAUUGUUUAAUUCUAGAGUAAUAGAUACGGAAGUAUCUAUAAAACUAGUAUGCAUUUAAAUUUACUUGCAUGCAGUCGUCAGUUAUUCCCCGUACUCAUCAUUAAUUCGUUUCGUUACAAUAGUAAAAUAAUAAACUAAACUUAAAAAGCUGUUUUAUUUCCUUUUAAAUUUAAAAAUUUUUAAAUAAUUAAAAAUGACUCAACCCGAAUGGUUAACAGCACAAUUUAUAGAACGUGUGUUAAGGGAUGCAGAUAAAGAUAAAUCAGUUUCUGUGACGGACAUCGUUGUAAAAAUUGCGACUAAUAAAGGUGAUAAUUACACCAGUGAAAUGUAUCGUGUUUAUUUUAAAUUAACGAAAAUUGAAGCUGAACAUAAAGUAUCUAAACAAAGUACACUUCUUGUAAAAGUACCUCAUACUACUGAACAAAUACACAAAGAAUUAGUGGAAGAUGCUAAAAUAUGUGACAAUGAAAUAAAUAUGAUGACUUCGACUUUGAAAGAUAUGGAAUUAGUAUUAAAAGAUACUAAACUGAGUGGUCGAUGUUAUUAUACUAAUAAUAUAAAUCCUCCGGUAUUAGUUAUCGAAGACUUAACACCAUUAGGUUUUCGUAUGGCCGAUCGUCAAGCACGUCUUGAUAUUCAACACUGCAUUUUGGCAUUACAAAGAUUAGCUAAAUUUCAUGCAAGUUCAGUAUUGGUUUGUGAAAAUACACCUAAGCAUAAGGAAUAUUAUACUAAAGGAAUGUUUUGUGAUGGUUUUCCGCCUGAAUUAAUAAAAUUUUUCACAAAUGGAAUAAAAGCUACUGCGAAAGUAGUUGAGUCAUGGCCAGAAUUAAGUAAAAAGUGCACAGAGAAACUUAAAAAGUUGUCUGAUACUGCUUAUUUUAAAGCAUGUGAAAUAGCUAAACUGAGAGAAUCUGAAUUCAAUGUAAUAAAUCAUGGUGAUUUUUGGGUUAAUAAUAUGUUGUUUAAAUAUGAUGACCAAGGCAAUGUCAUAGACCAUAUUUUUGUUGAUUUUCAAGUUUGUGUUUAUGGAACACCUGCUUUAGAUCUUCUGUAUUUUUUAAACACAAGUGUUUUGGAACAAGUAUUAAUAGACCGAAAAAAUUUUCUCAUUGAAGAAUAUGUAAAAACUCUCUCUACAACAAUGAAAAAUAUUGGGUGUAAAACUUGUCCUCCUAGUAUUGAUUACAUAAAAAAGAUUUUAAUUGAAAAAGAAUUUAUUGGUUUUGUAAUAUCCUGCACUUGUCUUGCAGUCAUGCUGACUGAGAAAAGUGAAGCCCAAGGACUUGAUGAAAUAAUGGGAACAGAUGACACCGAAUUUAAUCCUCGUGCAUAUAAAAAUGAGGCUUAUAAAAAAAUAAUGGUAAGAAGGCUCCAAGAGUGGGAUGCACGCUCUAGAAAUAUUAGUAAAAAAAUGGCAAAACCUGAAUGGCUGACAGCACAAUUUAUAGAAAAUAUACUUAAAAAUUCCGAGAAAGAUAAUUCGAUUUUUGUGAAAAAAAUUUCAACUGAAAACGCAACUAAUAAAGGUGAUAAUUACGCAAGUGCAAUGUACCGUGUUAAUUUUGAAUUUAUAUGCGAUGGCAGUGAUAAAAAAAUUGAAAAAAAAAAUUCUCUUAUUGUAAAAGUUGCUCAUAUUUACGGGAUUUGGGAACAAAUAAUAAAAACUACCAAACUUGUAUUUAACGCUGAGUCAAGUUUUAUGGCGUCAUCAAUGAAAGACAUGGAAAUAGCUUUGAAAAAUACAAAACUUGGUCCUCGAUUUUUUUAUUACCAAGAAAAAAAUCCUUUGUUAUUAGUUAUGGAAGAUUUGACACCAUUAGGCUUCCGUAUGGCCGAUCCUCAAGCACGUCUUGAUAUUCAACACUGCACUUUGGCAUUACAAAGAUUAGCUAAAUUUCAUGCAAGCUCGGUAUUGGUUUGUGAAAACACACCAGAAUACAAAGGACAUUAUACCAAUGGAAAAUAUUCUUAUCUUCCUGAAAUAACAAGUUUUUUUAGAAAUGGAAUGAAAUUUCUUGUAGAAGAAAUCAAGACCUGGUCAGAGAUAAAUGAAGAAUGUUUUAAAAAAUUAAAUGAACUGGCAGAUACAGCUUAUGAAAGAGCAUGUGAAGUAGGAAAACUAAAAGAAAAUGAAUUCAAUGUAAUAAAUCAUGGCGACUUUUGGGUUAAUAAUAUGUUGUUUAAAUAUGAUGACAAUGGCAAUGUCGUAGAUCAAAUAUUUGUUGAUUUUCAAUUUUGUCAUUAUGGAACGCCUGCUUUAGACCUACUGAAUUUUUUAAAUACUAGUGCUUCUGAAAACGUGCUAGUACAACACAAACAUUCUCUGAUUGAAGAAUAUGUAAAAACCCUUUCUACAACAAUGAAAAUUAUUGGAUGUCAAACUUGUCCUCCUAGUCUAGAUUAUAUACAAAAAAUAUUGAUUGAAAAAGAAUUUAUUGGUUUUGUAAUAGCGUGUACAAGUCUUCCAGUCAAUCUAAUGGAUAAAAAUCAAGCACAAAAUUAUUUUGAUGAACUACUAAGUACUGGUGAUGCUCAAUUUAAGACAAAUAUAUAUCAGAAUAAAGUGUUUAAAGAAAUAAUGGUACGGAGGCUCAAAGAAUGGAAUGCUCUUGGAAUAUUGGACCAAUAAUUAGAUACACAUAAAUUAAAGAAUUAAGCUAUUAUUGUACGUGAUCUUCUUAUUAAGAGACUAGGCAAUAUUAGAAACAGAAAUAAUUAUAUUUUUUAAACUUAUUAGAUUUUUAGAAUUAUUCAAUAAAAUAAUGAGCUGUAUUCAUAAAAUUCUAUUAAUAUUGAAAACGUUUAUGCCGAUCCAUUAACCUUUUCUUAUUAGUUAUUGUGCAGAAGCUAGCGAAAUAAAAAUAGUGGUUACUUUUCGAUUCAAAAGCUUGUUUCUAGACAGAAACAAAUUUUUCAACUGUGUAUUUUAAAUAA
This is a messenger RNA of Microplitis mediator, 3050 nucleotides long. RefSeq lists its product as uncharacterized. The record is from RefSeq and is a predicted model, not a curated record. Bases 304 to 2745 code for a protein of 813 amino acids. The transcript has 8 exons. Lineage: Eukaryota; Metazoa; Arthropoda; Insecta; Hymenoptera; Braconidae.